Molecule: messenger RNA, 793 nt
Organism: Gorilla gorilla gorilla (western lowland gorilla)
Lineage: Eukaryota; Metazoa; Chordata; Mammalia; Primates; Hominidae
Gene: DYNLT1
Product: dynein light chain Tctex-type 1
Exons: 5
Coding region: 99-440 (113 amino acids)
Biological process (GO): microtubule-based movement
Cellular component (GO): cytoplasm; cytoplasmic dynein complex
Molecular function (GO): dynein intermediate chain binding
Source: RefSeq, a predicted model, not a curated record
GCGAGCGGAGAGGGGCGUAGCAGGUCCGGGGCGGGGCCUGAGUGCGCCUGCGCAGUCCGCGCCACUCAGGGAGGCGGAGGCGACGCGCCGGAGGAAAGAUGGAAGACUACCAGGCUGCGGAGGAGACUGCUUUUGUUGUUGAUGAAGUGAGCAACAUUGUAAAAGAGGCUAUAGAAAGCGCAAUUGGUGGUAACGCUUACCAACACAGCAAAGUGAACCAGUGGACCACAAAUGUAGUAGAACAAACUUUAAGCCAACUCACCAAGCUGGGAAAACCAUUUAAAUACAUUGUGACCUGUGUAAUUAUGCAGAAGAAUGGAGCUGGAUUACACACAGCAAGUUCCUGCUUCUGGGACAGCUCUACUGACGGGAGCUGCACUGUGCGAUGGGAGAAUAAGACCAUGUACUGCAUCGUCAGUGCCUUCGGACUGUCUAUUUGACCUGCAGUCCAGCCUAUGGCCUUUCUCCUUUUGUCUCUAGUUCAUCCUCUAACCACCAGCCAUGAAUUCAGUGAACUCUUUUCUCAUUCUCUUUGUUUUGUGGCACUUUCACAAUGUAGAGGAAAAAACCAAAUGACCGCACUGUGAUGUGAAUGGCACCGAAGUCAGAUGAGUAUCCCUGUAGGUCACCUGCAGCCUGCAUUGCCACUUGUCUUAACUCUGAAUAUUUCAUUUCAAAGGUGCUAAAAUCUGAAAUCUGCUAGUGUGAAACUUGCUCUACUCUCUGAAAUGAUUCAAAUACACUAAUUUUCCAUACUUUAUACUUUUGUUAGAAUAAAUUAUUCAAAUCUAAA